Cryptotermes secundus is the source of this 823-nucleotide messenger RNA. RefSeq names its product diuretic hormone class 2 (gene Dh31). Gene Ontology annotation, biological process: body fluid secretion. The transcript has 4 exons. The record is from RefSeq and is a predicted model, not a curated record. Gene Ontology annotation, molecular function: G protein-coupled receptor binding; diuretic hormone activity. The coding region runs from base 17 to 478 and encodes 153 amino acids. NCBI's taxonomy places the organism in Eukaryota, Metazoa, Arthropoda, Insecta, Blattodea, Kalotermitidae.
UAGUGUGGGUGUUGGAAUGUAUAUAUACUGUAGCGAGUGUUACAGGGAAAUUUCUGCGGGAGGUUCUUAUCUGCCUGACCUGACAUCUCUCCAACCGCCGCCAGGCCACGUAGCUACAGGUCUCAGAGCCAUGAACUCCUGCGUAGUCCUGCUGACGAGCGCCCUGCUGGUUGGGGCCAUCCUCGUCCUUAGUGUCUCCCACACCGCAGAAAGUGCUCCACUGUCUAGCCACAGGAACAACUUUAUUUCGGAACAGGAUUCAGAGCCCGACUCAGAGUACGUGUUGGAGAUGCUGGCCAGACUAGGACAGUCCCUCAUCCGCGCCAAUGACCUAGAGAAUUCAAAACGUGGACUUGACCUUGGUCUGAGUCGGGGCUUCUCCGGCUCCCAGGCAGCCAAGCACCUCAUGGGGCUCGCAGCUGCCAACUACGCAGGUGGGCCAGGCAGAAGGCGACGCAGUAGCGACGAAUCCUCAUAAAAUAUUAGCGAUCCAUCUUCUUCACAUUCCCCACUAACAUGGCACUAUUCAUUCACUUAUUUACUGUUACAUUAUUAAAUAACCGCCAGAUCUCAUUUGGUAUGUAAUAAAGCAUAAUGUUUAUCCUGAAUUUUAUUAGGCUUAAUUAAUCGUAGGCACAGAAAGAUAUAAAUGGCCUAUUUGUUCACGUGUGGAUCUAGUGAUGUUGAUUUUACUGAGGCGACAGUCAACAUCUCCGUGUUCAUGUACGUGUCAUGAUUAUUGUUUCCUGGGUAAGAUAUCAUUCCUAUUGUAAAAAUGUGUAUAAAACUGUAGAAUAAAGUGAGCAACACCUCGUACAAUUCA